AAACGCAUGCAUUCCACGAGCCGAGGUGAUUCUCCUCUCGUCUUAUCCGUGUUUCGUCGGCUAUUCUCCACCUUCUCUCUCUAAAACUCACUUUCUUCUUCUCUAUAAGAAAACUCUGCCAUUGCUAGACCCAUAGAGUAGUUCGAUAAUUAAUUCUACACUCUCUCUCUCACAGAAUAGUCAUAUAGUUCUACACUCUCUCUCCUGUUCCGUUUGAAUUUGAGGAUCAGAAUUCACUAAAAGGGGCUUUUGAUGGCUCUGAGUUUACUCUCCCCAGCCGAAAUCAAGGCCAUUUCGUUUUUGGAGUCCUCUAAAUUUAACCACAACCUUCACAAGCUUCAAGGUGGUGUUUCUUUGAGAAGGAGGGACUGUGGAGCAACAUUUGGAAAGAUAGUUCACUGUUCAGCACAGCCACCUCCUCCAGCCUGGCCGGGACGGGCUGUUGUAGAGCCAGGUCGUAAGACUUGGGAUGGUCCAAAGCCAAUCUCAGUUGUUGGGUCUACAGGUUCUAUCGGAACUCAGACACUGGACAUAGUCGCGGAGAACCCAGAUAAGUUCAGAAUUGUGGCACUUGCGGCUGGUUCAAAUGUUACUCUUCUUGCUGAUCAGGUCAGGACAUUCAAACCUCAAUUAGUUGCUGUUAGAAACGAGUCACUGGUUGAUGAACUAAAAGAGGCUUUGGCUGAUGUUGAACACAAGCCUGAAAUUAUUCCUGGAGAGCAAGGUGUCAUUGAGGUUGCCCGACAUCCAGAUGCUGUCACUGUAGUCACAGGAAUUGUAGGUUGUGCAGGUUUGAAGCCAACCGUGGCUGCAAUAGAGGCAGGGAAAGACAUAGCCUUAGCCAAUAAAGAAACUCUAAUUGCCGGGGGUCCGUUUGUCCUUCCUCUUGCACACAAGCAUAAUGUAAAGAUUCUUCCUGCUGAUUCGGAACAUUCUGCUAUAUUCCAGUGUAUUCAAGGCUUGCCAGAGGGUGCUCUUAGGCGCAUUAUUUUAACUGCAUCAGGCGGGGCUUUCAGGGAUUGGCCUGUUGCUAAGUUGAAAGAAGUUAAAGUUGCUGAUGCUUUGAAGCAUCCAAACUGGAAUAUGGGAAAAAAGAUUACUGUGGAUUCUGCUACCCUAUUCAAUAAGGGUCUGGAAGUUAUUGAAGCCCACUAUCUUUUUGGGAGUGAAUUUGAUGAUAUUGAGAUUGUUAUUCACCCCCAAUCUAUUAUACAUUCAAUGGUUGAAACACAGGAUUCAUCUAUCUUAGCACAGUUGGGGUGGCCUGAUAUGCGAUUACCAAUCCUCUACACAUUAUCCUGGCCAGACAGAAUUUACUGCUCUGAGAUUACUUGGCCCCGGCUUGACCUUUGCAAGCUUGAAUCACUGACAUUCAAAACUCCUGACAAUGUCAAAUACCCAUCCAUGAAUCUAGCCUAUGCUGCUGGACGAUCUGGAGGUACCAUGACAGGAGUUCUUAGUGCGGCCAAUGAGAAAGCUGUUGAGAUGUUCAUUGAUGAAAGGAUCGGCUACCUGGAUAUUUUUAAGGUUGUAGAGCUAACAUGUGCUAAGCAUCAGUCAGAGUUGGUGACCUCUCCAUCCCUUGAGGAAAUUAUACAUUAUGAUAUGUGGGCACGAAAAUACGCUGCUAGUUUGCAACUCUCCUCUGGUUUAAGCCCUGUUCUGGUAUGAAAAGACGGCCUUUCCCCAGGGAAUGAAAAUGCUGAAUUUAGAUUCAGAAGAAUGUGUGGAUGCAGUCCUUUGAUGUCAUCUUUCCGAGGUAUGUGAGGCAUGAAUCAACUGUAUCACAUUUGAAAAUUGAUGUAAGCGUCUGUAAUGUGUUCAUUGUACUAUAAGGUUAUAAAUAUAUGAAUGCAUUCUUUAUCA
Molecule: messenger RNA, 1866 nt
Organism: Cornus florida
Lineage: Eukaryota; Viridiplantae; Streptophyta; Magnoliopsida; Cornales; Cornaceae
Product: 1-deoxy-D-xylulose 5-phosphate reductoisomerase, chloroplastic
Exons: 12
Coding region: 253-1671 (472 amino acids)
Biological process (GO): isoprenoid biosynthetic process
Molecular function (GO): NADPH binding; manganese ion binding; protein binding
Source: RefSeq, a predicted model, not a curated record